Molecule: messenger RNA, 2202 nt
Organism: Mytilus trossulus (common blue mussel)
Lineage: Eukaryota; Metazoa; Mollusca; Bivalvia; Mytilida; Mytilidae
Product: hydroxylamine reductase-like
Exons: 9
Coding region: 120-1982 (620 amino acids)
Biological process (GO): response to hydrogen peroxide
Cellular component (GO): cytoplasm
Molecular function (GO): hydroxylamine reductase activity; peroxidase activity; iron-sulfur cluster binding
Source: RefSeq, a predicted model, not a curated record
GGUCAAGUAAAAAUACAUUUUUUAUCAGUGUAAACAAUGUUUUGAGGUGAAUGUUUUUAUGACUACUCGUAGUACUAGUGUAUAUGUACCAUAUAUCCAAUUUAUGAUAAUAUAAUAAAAUGAGUAUCAUGUUAAGACGAAGUUUUCUAUCUGGAUUGAACAAAUGGAUAAACAGCGCAUACUGCUCUUCUGCAUGGAAUAUCACUGAAACCAAAUUAUCAAAGAACUAUGGUCAUAAUGUUCGAAAGCUUGGAACUGCUACGGCUGCCACCUCAGACUUUGUCAAACCGGACAUGUUUUGUUUCCAGUGCGAGCAGACCAAAAGCCGGAAAGGCUGUGUCACCGUAGGAGUAUGUGGUAAGACGUCACAGGUAUCCGCACUACAAGAUCUACUCAUGUAUGCUGUGCAGGGGUUAUCUAUGUAUGCCAAUAGAGCUAUUAAAUCAGGCAUCACUAUGUCUAAAGAAUGUGACCUAUUUAUACAGCAAGCUAUGUUUAGCACAUUGACAAAUGUGAACUUUGAUCAGGAUCGAUUUCCGGAAUAUAUCAAAACUGCAAUCAGCCAUCGCGAUGCCAUCAAGAAAGUUAUGGAAGAAAAAACACCACAACCACUUGACGAAAAACUCAAGCAUGGUCCUGCUAGCUGGGUUCCAGAAUCUUAUGAUCUGAAAUAUUUAGAAGACGAAGGUCUGAAAGUUGGUGUAUUAGAAAACCAGAGUAUUUAUGGACCAGACGUAAAUGGUGUACGUUACAUGACCAUUUAUGGAAUUAAAGGAUUAUCUGCAUACGCAUGUCAUGCUAAUGCGCUUGGAGAAGAAGAUCCCGAGGUUGCCACUUCCUUAUACGAGGUAUUGGACUUUUUGACAAGUGGAACGGAAGAAGAACGUCAUGAUCUGACUACGAAUCUCAAACUAGCUCUGAAAGUAGGGGAAAUAAAUCUCCGAGUGAUGGAGCUUUUAGAUAAAGGUCACCGGAAGCAGCUUGGUGUACCAUCUCCCUCUGAAGUUAAUAGAGCACCAGUCGCUGGAAAGUGUAUACUGGUUUCAGGACAUGACCUGAUGGAUCUAUAUGCAAUACUGAAGCAGGCUGAAAAAGAAGGAAUAAAUGUGUACACUCACGGAGAGAUGUUACCAGCACACAGCUAUCCUAUAUUGAGAGAGUUCAAGAGCCUGGUUGGUCAGUUUGGUAGUGCAUGGCAGAACCAGAAGAUUGAAUUUGGAACUUUUCCAGGACCAGUUGUCAUAACAACUAACUGUGUUAUCGAGCCUUUGAAGUCUUACAGAGAUAGACUGUAUACUUUGAACGAGACAGGAAUCCAUGGAGUUAAACAUAUCAAUCUGGAAAAUAAAGAGGACAUGUCACAGUUGAUAAAACAUGCCAAAUCACUUCCAGGAUUCGACGAGAAAACAAUUCAGAAGUUUGAUAAAAACACAUUUACUGUCGGCUUUGGGAGAGAGGUGAUCUUAGAAAAUGCAGAUAAAGUUCUUCAAGCAGUAGCCGAUGGAGAUUUGACGAGAAUAUUUGUCAUUGGUGGAUGUGACGGUUCGGAGCACAAACGUAACUAUUUCAAAACGUUGGCACACUCAUUGCCCCCACAAACUCUUAUACUUACUAUGGGUUGCGCUAAAUAUAGAAUCAACGAUAAAGACUAUGGAACUCUUGGAAAUACUGGAAUUCCCCGACUUCUUGACCUUGGACAGUGUAAUGACAGUUAUGGUGCAAUAAUGGUUGCACAGGCACUGGCGUCGGCACUCAAUACUGACAUUAACAGUUUGCCUCUCUCUUUAUCAUUGUCAUGGUUUGAACAGAAAGCAGUGGCGGUUCUUUUAAGUUUAUUGAGUCUUGGCAUCAAGAAUAUAAGAUUAGGUCCAGUAAUGCCGGCUUUUCUGACACCCGCUGUCAGACAAGCACUUCAGGAUCAAUAUGGAAUAAUGCCUGUCGAUAUUAGACACCCAUUGGAAGACAUGGAAGAUAUGAUGUAACAUUUAAACAAAAAACAAAAGACCACAUGACCGGCACAGAUAACCAACUAUUACAGCUCUUUUGAUAUGUAUAGGGCAAUAUCAUUUCAUUAAUUUUCACCUUGAAUUAAAUCAUGAACCAUUUAGCCUAAAGUCUGUUCUCAUUCAAGAGAGAAGCAUUUUGUUAUAGAUAUAGAUGAUUUUUUUAUAUAUAUAUAUUGUAGCAUAAUAGCAUUUAUAA